This is a messenger RNA of Aureobasidium vineae, 825 nucleotides long. The record is from the annotation of a GenBank genome assembly. NCBI's taxonomy places the organism in Eukaryota, Fungi, Ascomycota, Dothideomycetes, Dothideales, Saccotheciaceae.
AUGGUCGACAUCUAUGUCGGUCAAGAGAACACCAAAUGGAUCCUGCACGAGAAGCUUCUGUGCUACCGCAGCAAGUUCUUCCGCAACAUCUUUUACAGCAAGGAAAACAAGAACCGCCAAUUUGGACUUCCGGAUGAGGAAGAUGAGCCUUUCAGAAUCUUUGUCGGAUGGCUCUACAGUGGCCACACACCUACUCCCGAAUCAGAGAAGGACCUAACGCUUCUGCUGGACUUGUACUUGAUGGUAAGUUGCCUUUACUGCUGUUCAAAGACGACAAGAGCUGACGACAACCACAGNGCCGAGAAGUGGGAGAUCCGCGAUCUUACCCUGGAAGUGCUCAAGAGCGUCCGCAACUGGUACAAGCAGUCCGACACAUACCCUGCCCUCCGCCGCGUGCAAUACAUCUACGCCAACACCGACCUCGAAUCCCCCAUGCGCCAGUUGCUCAUCAGCAGUGUUGCAAGAAACCUCGUCACCAGUGACUCGGGCAUGCCACCGCAAUGGGACAAGGCUCUUAGAAAGAAUGGCCAGCUUGCCGUCGACAUCAUCAUCGCUAUGCAGAAGUGGAACCUCGAGAAGGAGAGCAUCCCCGACCCGAGACAGGACUCGGUCAAGCCUAUUCUGGAGGACUCUGAGCAGGCCAGAGCUCAGAAGAAGGAUGGACAGGAUGAAGACCAGAGCAACGAGCAGAACAGCGAAGAGAACAACGACGAGAACAACAAUGAGGAUGAGAACGAGGCUGAAGAGGGCGCCGAAGACGGUGAGCAAGAGGAGGGCGAGGACAACGAGGAUGGUGAGCAAGAGACCGAGGAGCCCCAGGAGUGA